GGAAGGUGCGGGGGGAAUGUGAAAUUUACACGUGAACCUCUUCUACAUUCUACAUUACUUCUGUUGUGGUGUAAGGCAUGUGUGAUUUGUAACAUAAAGCUUGAAUUUAUUCGACAUAAAACGGUAUACCGCGAUACACUCUUUAAAAUGGAUAUAAGAAAUUUAUUCGUAUUGCUGUUUGUAAUUAUUGGAGUGAAUUCUAAUAAUGAAGAAGAAAGUGGGCCCAGGCUGUUGGUAUCUAAACAUAUUUUAAACAAAUAUUUAGUUGAAAACAUGGACAUCUUGAUAAAGUACACCAUAUUCAAUGUGGGAAGCUCUGCUGCGAUUAACGUUCACUUGGCCGAUAGAGGUUUUCAUCCAGAUGCUUUUGAAGUGGUUGGCGGACAGUUAAGCACCAAGAUUGAUAGAAUCCCUCCUCAAAGUAACUUCACUCAUGUCGUCGUCGUGAGACCGACAAAGUAUGGGUACUUCAACUUUACUGGGGCACAAGUAACUUAUGAGGUGGCAGAAGAUGACGCCGAGAUUCAAAUGGCAGUCAGCAGUGAACCAGGUGAAGGUGCAAUCAUCGCGUUUAGAGACUACGAUAAGAAAUUUUCAUCACAUGUCUUAGACUGGUUAGCAUUUGCCGUCAUGACUCUACCAUCGUUGGCAAUUCCAUUUUCCUUAUGGUUCCGCAGUAAAAAUAAGUACGAAAAUUUAGCGAAGCCCAGCAAAAAAGGACAUUAAAUUGUUUCUUCAUUGUAUAUUUGAUCAUUACAAUUUUUUAAGUUAUUGAUUUUGUUACAUCAUUUGUUUUAUAUAACAUUCAAAUUUUUACCAUCGUGGUGUACCUGUACAUUUGAAAACACGUAAAUGAGAAAUAUAAGGGUAUGAUUUGUA
Messenger RNA from Photinus pyralis (common eastern firefly), 879 nucleotides. It is a transcript of the gene SsRbeta, whose product is annotated as translocon-associated protein subunit beta. Lineage: Eukaryota; Metazoa; Arthropoda; Insecta; Coleoptera; Lampyridae. Bases 148 to 726 code for a protein of 192 amino acids. The transcript has 2 exons. Gene Ontology annotation, cellular component: endoplasmic reticulum; membrane. The record is from RefSeq and is a predicted model, not a curated record.